CGUUUGAGCUACACAGCUCUACAUUUUUGUGCUUCUCUAGCCGACACGUGCGUGCGCUUUGUUUUUUUUUUUUUUUUUCUGUGAAACUGAUUUUAACUUUUUAAAAAAUGAAACAAAAGAACAACAAGCUAAUAAAAAAGACUGCCAAAGUAAAUGAUAAAAAGGAAGAGGAAUUAUUACACAAUGAAGAGUCGGUUAACGAGGAAGAAUCUGUAGAUAGCAGCAGUGUCUCAGACGACGAGGAUAACGAAGAGCCAACCGAGUGUCCCAUUGGAAAAGAUGAACCAACUAUUCCAUCCAAAGUAAACAUUGGCACAGUUGCAGAGGAUGUUCCACUCGAUUGCAUUGUACAUGUAAACAAACUGCCCAAAAAAACAAAAGUUAUCGACGUGGUAGAGAUUUUCGCGGAAUACGGACCAAUCGAUACGGUGCAUUUACAAGAAGGGCCGGCUGACUGUACAGCAAACAUUGCGUUUAAGAACUCGAAAUCAGCAACCGCUGCUCUAUCCGCAGACAAGAAGAAUGUUAAAGGUUGUAAUAUUGUUGUGACUAAAAAACAAAUAUCCAAGAAAGGAAAAAAACAAAAGGACACAGCAAAUGUCGGUCGAGAGCGUAGUGUUUAUGUUAAAUUUUUGAAACGCGGUACCACUGAAGAUCAGCUCAAGGAACACUUUAGUUCAUGCGGUGAUAUCGAAGAGGUACGAGUUGUCUUAAAGAACUCUGUAACAUAUGCCUUUGUAACAUUCACCGAGAAGGAAAUGGUUCAAAAAGCUCUGAAACUACAUAAUUCUAUUCUAAACGGAAGUACAAUAGGUGUGCUCGAAAGUAGCACAGAUAACAACAGCCAAGGUAACAAACGCGACCCCAACCUCACCAUUGUGUUGAAAAAUACUCAAAACCUAGAGAGUAUUGAAGGAGAAAAACUGGAAUCCAUAUUUGCAAAGUGUGGGGAAAUUGAAUCGAUGGAUGUCGUCUGUAGGAAAACUACGUUGGCUUUUAUAACCUUUAAAGAUGAAACUGCUGUCAAAAAAGCAUUCAAAUUAAAUGGCAAACAGAUUAAGGAAAUAUCAAUAGAUAUGGAGGCUUAUAAUCCGGACAAACCAAAGACAUCCAUAUUUGUUAGCAAUGUUGCUAAAGAUGUAACGGAGGAAGAUCUAAAAAGUCAUUUUUCGGUAUCUGGAGACAUAUCCGCUGUUAUUCUGAAAAAUGGAUUUGCCGUUAUUCAUUUCAAGGACUCCGAUGGUUAUUGUAAGUCAUUUUUAUUGAACGAAACAAUUCUAAAAGGACAAAUGCUGUUCUUGGAACCACACUCCUUCCGAAAAAAGGCUAUCUUGAAAUCAAAGAGCCACAAAGGUACAAAACGCCCUUCCCAGCAACAUAAUGGUGUGUUCGGCGGCAAGAGAAUAAAGGCAUAAUCAGUCUUAUUACGAUUGGCGAUGUUCACAAAAUUUCCUUAAUUUUGUAGUAAAUAAAAGUAACAAUUUAUAACUAAUUCCUUUGAACGACAACGCCAAAAGUAACGAAGGUGAAAAUGUACUCUAUUUUUAAGAAAACACAAAGAAUUAAUAAAGUUGGUAUACUUUUUUAUACCUAACUUCAAAAUGUAUGGACGUCUAUUGUGCUCCAAUAGUUCUAUAUAAUAUUGUUUUUAUUAUGGAAAAUAAAAACGUUGGAUAAAUCAUGGACAA
Musca domestica (house fly) is the source of this 1688-nucleotide messenger RNA. Its product is annotated as DNA-binding protein modulo. The record is from RefSeq and is a predicted model, not a curated record. The transcript has 4 exons. Gene Ontology annotation, molecular function: RNA binding. Lineage: Eukaryota; Metazoa; Arthropoda; Insecta; Diptera; Muscidae. The coding region runs from base 108 to 1415 and encodes 435 amino acids.